Molecule: messenger RNA, 4047 nt
Organism: Gadus macrocephalus (Pacific cod)
Lineage: Eukaryota; Metazoa; Chordata; Actinopteri; Gadiformes; Gadidae
Product: cadherin-related family member 1-like
Exons: 17
Coding region: 292-2898 (868 amino acids)
Biological process (GO): homophilic cell-cell adhesion
Cellular component (GO): catenin complex; plasma membrane
Molecular function (GO): calcium ion binding; cadherin binding
Source: RefSeq, a predicted model, not a curated record
GCUCUUACUCCAUCAUGACUGCACUGAGGUGUGAAAACACCUGUGAAGGGGGGCGAAACGUCACGUCUCCGGGGGUCCACGUGAGCGCACCCUACAGUCAGAGCCGCCCCGAAGCGAAGCCGGCGUGGCCACGACCGAGAUGCCUGUGGAGCAGAGGAACGACACGUCACUGGAUUAGCGUCUGAGAAUCUGCCUCAGCUCCUCUCCCCUGAGCUCCUGAGAACACCUCCAGAAAGGGCUGGUCUCCGCUCGCUCCUUCCACAUGAUCCUUCCACUCGCCUCCUCACCAGGAUGAACGCAGAGGAGCGAAAUCGGGUUCUGUGGUUUCUGCUCGCCUUGUGUCAACUCAAUUCAGGACAAUCGGACUAUGCACCGUAUUUCUAUGACUAUGGACCCGGAGCUACCCACGGCAACAUGGCUUUGUUCAGCAUCUCAGAGGACACGCCAGUGGGGACACACGUGUACACGCUUAACGGCACUGACCCGGAGGAGGACCCCGUGCGAUACGGGCUGACCUUCGAGCAGGGGUCCCGAGAGUACUUUAGGGUGGACCCCAAGUCAGGGAACGUGACUCUGGUACAGGAACUUGACAGGGAGAAACAAGCUGAAAUCUCAGCCCUCGUCAGCAUCACCGACGGUCGCAACAAGGUGGCUGAGACGGUGCGAAUCUUCGUCACCGACGCCAACGACGAACAACCCGAGUUCCAAAACCUUCCCUUCGCCAUCGACGUCCCUGAGGACACAGCCCCCGGCAGCAGUAUCUACAAGGUCACCGCCGUGGAUAAGGACAUGGGCUCGGGAGGCAGCGUCUCCUACUACCUGCGGAGCUCACCCCUCACUAAGUUCACCAUCGACGGGCACAGCGGGGUGCUGCGGAUCAGGGCCAACGAGACGCUGGACUACGAGACGACACCGGCACACUUUGUGACUGUGGUUGCCCAGGACGGAGGCGGGAAGUACAAAGGCCAGCACCAGGUGAUGAGCUCCACGGCGACCGUCACCAUCACUGUGGUCGACGCCCAGGACACGCCCCCUUCCUUCGUCGGCACGCCCUACUUUGGCUACAUCUAUGAAGUCUCACUUCCUGGUUCUGAUAUAUUUACAGUAUAUGCCAAGGAUGGGGAUCAAGGCAACCCAAACUCUAUUCAUUACUCUAUUAUGAAUGGCAGUGAUGGCGUCUUUGACAUAAAUAGCACCAGCGGGUGCAUCAGCCUGACGACGAAUCCGAGCCAGCUGAAGAGUGAGUUGUAUGAGAUCAGAGUCAAGGCCAUCGAGGAGGGCAGGGGCGAGGGGCCCAUGGACUACGACAUCACCACGGUGACGGUCCGAGUGGUGGACCUCAACAACCACCCCCCCACCUUCUACGGGGAGACGGGCCCCCAGAACCGCUUCGAGGUCACCAUGUUCGAGCACCCCCCCGCCGGCGAGAUCCUCAGGGGAUUCAAGAUCACCGUCAACGACUCCGAUCAGGGAGCCAACGCUAAGUUCAAGCUGAGGCUGGUGGGUCCGGGUCGUGUGCUCCGCGUGGUGCCCCAGACGGUGCUGAACGAGGCCCAGGUCACCAUCAUCGUGGAGGACACCUCAGGGAUCGACUACGAGAAGGGCUCCACCUUAACCUUCAAGCUCCUGGCCAUCGAGAUCGACACACCAGAGAGGUUCAGCGCCACGGCCGACAUCAUCAUCCACCUGCUGGACACCAACGACAACAUCCCCGCGUUCACCUCCGAGUACUACAUCGCCCGCAUCGACGAGAACUCCCCCGGGGGAUCCAGUCUGGUGUCCGUCACGGCCAUUGAUCCAGAUUCUGGGCCUUGGGGUGAAGUCAAAUACACGAUUUACGGAUCAGGAUCAGAUUUGUUCUCCAUCCACUUCUCCACGGGGAUGAUCUCCACCCAGCCCUGGGCCACGCUGGACGCAGAGGCCCGCUCCAAGUACAACUUCUACGUGAAGGCGGAGGACGGGGAGGGGGAGUACAGCCUGGCCGAGGUCUUCGUCACCGUGCUGGACCUCAACGACCAUUCCCCCGAGUUCCACGAGAGCCUGCUGGAGGAAACCAUGGUCAUCGGAGCCCCCGUGAGGAUAGAGGCGGUGGACGAAGACGCAGAGUCCCCCAACAACGUCAUCGAGUACUCCAUCAUGAAGGCGGACCCCAAGAACAUCUUCGACAUCGACUGCAACACGGGCGUGAUCAAACUCAAGCCCUACAUCAAGUCCAUGGAGAUCAUCCACAACAUCACCAAGUCGCAGGAGUGCAAGUGGUCGCUGCUGGUGGAGGCCCGGGACCGCGGCUCGCCCUCCUUCAGCACCACGGCCGUCCUCAACAUCGACAUCACCGAGGCGACUCCUCUCAUGGCGGCCUUUUUAAAGAGAAGUAGGGGCAGUCCUAUGAAAGUGCUAGGCAUGGUCACGGGUAUCAUUAGCUUACUGGUAGGAGCGACCGUGUUGUUUUCCACCGCCAUGUACUUACGCAACACCAAGUCAAACAGGAUCUCGCCGGCGCGGCGCAUCAUCAAGAGGCGCCCGCGCCACCCCGAGCCCCCCUGGUCCUUCCGGAUGCCCAUUUUCAGGGACGCCGGCCCCUCCAGCAAGUUCCUCGCCGACGACCCCGAGGGGGGCUGCGCCGACCGGGGCGCCGGGGGGGCCCGUGCGAAGCCCCCGCCGCCCAACGCGCCGUCCUUGCCUCCGCCGCCGCCAUCCACGGCGAGGACGAGCGAGAGGCCCCGGGUGCUGCCCACGAUCUCCGGCGUGCUGGCCUCCAGGAGCUUCAAGAAGCCCAAGGCCAGCUCCAGCUCCAGCUCCGGCUCCGGCCGGAAGGAGACCAUGAGCUCCGCCCUGGUGUCUGAGCUGAAGAUGAGGCUGGAGCAGAAGAUCAACGAGAGCAACCAGGGCUACUGCUGACUUCCUGUCACGCCCGCUGGCCGGCCGGUUUCCUGGAGCUGUGGUGGAGCGGCCAUCGCUCAGUGGCCCCUUGUAGUUCAUGUGCGCUCUCUCCUGUAGUCCCGAAUGGAUGAUAACCCGGGGAGCUGCAUGUUUAAAUAAUGUCAGUGAAACGUAAUGGUCAAGUUUAAGUGAGAUUGCGGAAGGAAUUGGAGAAGGCGUGGUUGUGUUAUUACCCUGAGAGGCUCACUGCCAUCUAGAGGCCGGUGACGCCAUGUAAACAAGCGUUCGGAAGCACCUCUCAACUUACCCAGGAGAAGGAUUAUUAAGAGUUACUGUCUGUACUGAUGUGUACAUAGGUCCCAAAAUGAUUUCCUGAGAGGCAUAUACAAUGUUGAAUCCAUGGAAUGUUUGUCGGAAGAGAACCAAAAAUAAUCAAUGAUAUUUAAUGUAUGCUAUUGCUUGCUGGAGGAAGAUGCAGAGAGGGUAGAAUAGUUAUGGCUAUUCAAAUAUAUUGCUAAAAAAACUGUAGUAUUGUCCUUGCAUUGGCUGCUUGAGAUGUAGGAUUCAUAAUUUGUUCAUUGUGUGUAUAUGACUAUGAUUAUGUGCCACUGUGGGCAUUCAACGUAAAACAUUUGUGGUAUAUUAACAAUAUGCUUUUCUACUAAACAAGGUUAUAAAUUAUGUUUUUUAUUGAUUAUCCUGUUAUUGUAUUUAGUUUGGGGGGAAAACGGGGCAUUGCAGAACGAUUUAGGAACCAUUUCAAACGUGUUAGCAUCCUGCAGAACGAAUAGCCAAAUAAGCAGUAGAUAUAAAUUAUUAUUAUAUCAAAAAUCGACUACUAAUGAAGCUAUACAGCUUGAUUUAAAUCAACCUUAGCGACAUGUAUACUAAUCUUCUAAACCUUACUUCACUUGUGAAGACCUGGAGUGUUUAAAUUUCUCAGAAAUUCAUGUAUUAUAAAAUGUAUGGCUAGUUUCACAGCUAACAGCUAACCGUCUUUGUUCUGUCCAAUGCCUUUAAACCCUAAAGGCAAAACUAUUGUUACACAUACCUCUGUUCAUAUAUUAACCUGUAUAUAAUAUAUUACACUUGCCUAUCCCUUUUAUGUGACCUGUUGUUUGUAAUGUCUUUGUACCGUCCUGAUUUUGAAUAAAUAUCUGAAACAUG